Messenger RNA from Corylus avellana, 1568 nucleotides. It is a transcript of the gene ALB3, whose product is annotated as 63 kDa inner membrane family protein. Gene Ontology annotation, biological process: protein insertion into membrane; protein localization to chloroplast; thylakoid membrane organization. The record is from RefSeq and is a predicted model, not a curated record. Lineage: Eukaryota; Viridiplantae; Streptophyta; Magnoliopsida; Fagales; Betulaceae. Gene Ontology annotation, molecular function: membrane insertase activity. Gene Ontology annotation, cellular component: chloroplast thylakoid membrane.
UCAUUCUCUACCUUCCACUGCCAAGACCUCCUCAUCUCCAAACCGCUCUCUCAUGAGAAGCUGAGCUCGCUAUCAUUCUCUUCAGCCAUGGCGAAAACCCUAAUCUCAUCCCCACCGUUCAUCGGCGCGCCCCUCCCGUCCCUCUCUCGCCAUGGCCUCCGCACCCUCCCUCAACGUGGCAGGCUCGUCACCACCAGAGUGAAGCUCAGCUUACACGACAUCCCUCCCGUCCACUCCUUGCACUCUCCAGUCGAUUUGUCUGCGGUACUCACCAGAGUCGAAGGCCUUCUCUACACGCUCGCUGACGCCGCAGUUGCCGCCGACCCGGCCGCGAGCUCCGCCGACGCUGUAGUACAGAAAAACAAUGGGUGGUUCGGGUUCAUUUCUGACGCCAUGGAGGUCGUUCUUAAGGUAUUGAAGGACGGGCUUGCGGCUGUGCACGUGCCGUAUGCGUAUGGAUUUGCCAUUAUAUUACUAACUGUUAUUGUGAAAAUUGCCACAUUUCCUUUGACAAAGCAGCAGGUUGAAUCAACACUAGCUAUGCAGAACCUUCAACCAAAGAUUAAAGCCAUUCAACAAAGAUAUGCUGGUAAUCAGGAAAGAAUACAACUUGAGACAUCAAGGCUAUAUAAACAAGCUGGGGUUAAUCCGUUGGCAGGUUGUUUCCCAACUUUGGCUACUAUUCCAGUCUGGAUAGGGCUAUAUCAAGCUCUUUCAAAUGUGGCAAACGAGGGACUGUUGACAGAAGGUUUCUUUUGGAUUCCCUCUCUGGCUGGCCCAACUACAAUCGCUGCUCGACAAAGUGGAUCUGGAGUUUCCUGGCUUUUUCCAUUUGUGGAUGGCCACCCACCUUUGGGCUGGAAUGACACUGCAGCAUACCUUGUUUUACCUGUCCUCCUUGUUGCUUCGCAGUAUUUUUCAAUGGAGCUCAUGAAGCCUCCCCAGACUGAUGAUCCAGCUCAAAAGAAUACACUUCUUGUUUUCAAGUUUCUUCCACUCAUGAUUGGUUACUUCUCCUUAUCUGUCCCAUCAGGAUUAUCAAUUUACUGGUUCACAAACAAUGUGCUUAGCACGGCCCAGCAAGUAUGGUUACGCAAAUUAGGUGGCGCAAAACCUGUUGUGAGUGAGAAUGCUAGUGGAAUCAUUACAGCAGGACGUGCAAAACGAGCCGCUUCUCAGCCAGUACAGUCUGGUGAGAGGUUUAGGCAGUUAAAAGAGGAAGAAAAGAAGAAAACGUUGAGCAAGGCACUACCUGCAGAAGAUGUUGAGACUCUGGCUUCCACAUCUGAUUCUGACGAUGAUUCAGAAGAAGGAACUAAGGACAAGGGCGAUGAGGUUUUAGAAGAAGCAUAUGUUUCUGGUGUUAGCAAAGAGGUCCCGCGCCCAAGGAGAAGCAAGCGAUCAAAGCGGAAGCGUGCUGUAUAAAGUGACCGUAUACCUGUAUGUUUGUAGUUUAUGGUGAGUCCUGUAUAUCUCAACAAAUUGUAUUUUGAUUAAUAUAGUGGCCAUUUUUACGUUGGCUCUUCCAUCUUAAAAAUAAAAUUCGUCCCCCAAAUUCCUCGGUUCUU